This is a messenger RNA of Cyclopterus lumpus (lumpfish), 2857 nucleotides long. It is a transcript of the gene ascc2, whose product is annotated as activating signal cointegrator 1 complex subunit 2. The record is from RefSeq and is a predicted model, not a curated record. Bases 150 to 2426 code for a protein of 758 amino acids. Gene Ontology annotation, molecular function: ubiquitin binding. The transcript is spliced from 19 exons. Gene Ontology annotation, biological process: regulation of DNA-templated transcription. Lineage: Eukaryota; Metazoa; Chordata; Actinopteri; Perciformes; Cyclopteridae.
UUCCGGGUCCAGCACAGGUGAUUUAGAAUUCCGUUUUUGGAAACGAAACUGUCGAGAGGGGCAGCAGCUUGACGGCGACUUCGACGAGAUGGUCUCUGAGCGAGCUACAGGAGAGUCGCGUUAACAGAAUAACUAGAGAGGGAGAAGCGAUGGCCUGCGCCCGAGUGCCACUGGAUGAGCAGCAGGUGACCGAGCCGGGCUCGCUGGGCAAAGAGCAAACGCUGCCGGCGCUGCACCCGGCCAGGAAGGAGGAGCGCUGCUUCGUGCCUUACAAAUCCCCGCCGGAAGACGGCUCUCCCGCCGAGGCGGAGGCGUUCCUGGAACAUGCCAAAUUCAUCACGGAGGACCUGGAUUGGCUGCUGGCGCUGCCCCACGACAAGUUCUGGUGUCAGGUGGUGUUUGACGAGUCUCUGCAGAGGUGCUUGGACUCGUACCUGCACCACGCUCCUCGCGGCCUCGACCUCGCCCCCCUGCCCUCCUCUCCGGCGGUGGUCGACAUGCAGCGCUCCGUCCACAGGGCGGUCUUCUUGACCUUCCUCCGGAUGGCCACACACAAGGAGUCCAAGGAGAACUUCCUCACCCCGGCUGUGUUUGGAGAAAUUAUCUAUGAGAACUUCCUGUUUGACAUUCCCAAAAUCCUGGAUCUGUGUGUGCUCUUUGGGAAGGGAAACAGCCAACUGCUGCACAAGAUGAUCGAGAACAUCUUUACCCAGCAGCCGUCUUACUACAGUGACUUGAUUGAGACGGUUCCGACUGUGUUACAGGUGUUCGACACCAUCCUGGAUAAGUGCGGUCUCUUCUGUGAGGGGGCCGCCGCCAUGGAGCCGUUGAAGCUGAACUCGCACAAACAGCCCACUGCCAUGACCAUGAGCCAGCAGGAUCUUGUGGAUCUUGUUCUGUACCUGUGCGACUCCACCACCACCAUCCACGCCUUCCUGGACAUCUUCCCCGCCGCCUGCUCCAGCUUCCACUCCGAUGGUUUCCUCGCCAGACUGACCUCGUUUUAUGAGACCGCUGUACCUGACCUGGAGAAGGCGGUGAGGAAGAGAAACUUUGACGACAAAGGUUUCCAGGAGGACUUGUGGAAGAGGUUGUCCCACUCCUGUCGUAAGAUAGUGGAGAUGGCUCACCUGCUGCUGCACCACACCUGCCUACAGCCGAUCCUGGAGGGGGGAGAAAACAUGCAAACCUUCGCAGACGAGCUCCUACAACAUUUCACCUCUUUUUUACCAGAGAAAAGGUUCUUGUCGGACUACGACGAGCAGUUCCCCAUCGCCGACGACAUCAGCCUCCUCCAACAGGCGCUGCCCGUCAUCGAUGAGACCAGGACGUCCUACCUGCUCCAGGGGGUGGAGAGUGCCUGGGACAGUGUGGGGCGGCGGAGGCCACACAGACCGAUUCAGCACCGGGGAGCAGCAGGCGGAGCCGCCGCCUCCUCGUCUAGCUUUAAACUCCAGGAGCCAGAAGGAGGAGCGAGUCUGGAGGGAGCGGAGGCCAUGAUGGAUGUCCCCCGAAAAGGAAACGACGGUGCCGGUUGUGCGGCGAGCGAGGCGGAGCUGGAGUCUCUGCUGACCUGCAUCAGGGAGCUGCUGCCGGAUUUGGGCGAAGGCUUCCUGCUGGCCUGCCUGCACGAGUACGACUACAACUCGGAGCUCGUCAUCAACAACAUCCUGGAGGACCGCCUGACCCCCGACCUGGACCAAAUGGACCGGGCCAUGCCGAGGCCCGUGAAGGAGAAGGUCGCAGACGUUCUGGACGUCAGAUCCAACGUGUUCGACGACGACGAGUUCGACGUUUUCCGCAGAGACCAGGUGGACAUGUCUCGCAUCUGGAAGGGCAGGAGGAAAGGAGAGAACGCUCGAGAGACGCUGAACGACAAGCAGCACAUAGCGGAGCAGAAGGCUCGAUACCAGGCCUACGAGACGGUGGUGGACGAGGUCGUCCUCGAGCCGGGGGAGACCGGCGAAGCCUACGAGCUGGACGCCUACGACGACGAGUACGACGACACGUACGAGAUGAGCCAGGUGGGCGCCAACGACCUGGACGGGGACAGUUUGCUGAGCAGGAGGCCUUUCACGGUUCCACAGAUACUGAGAAAAGGAAACAAACCAGAAUUGGAGGAGGAGGAGGAGGAGGAUGAAGAGGAAGAGACGCUCCAGAACAAUGUGAACCGGGACCAGUUCGUUCAGGACCCGGCUCUGCUGAGGGAGCGGGCCGACGCCAGAAGAGCCGCCAUGCAUCAAAGGAAAGGUUUCCGACCGGAGCCGCGUCCCAGCGCCGUGGCGGGUCAGCCCAAAGGUCAAGGACAAAACAAGGAGACGCUGCUGGACCGCCGCAAGAAGGAGGCCCACAAGGGCCGCGGGGCGAACCACAACCGGCGCAACAUGGCCGACCGCAAGAGGAACAAAGGGAUGAUCCCCUCGUGACCUGCGUGACGGCCGGCUGCUCCAAAAGGGGAGAGGAAGGAGGCCGAGGCGGCCAGAACAACCGGGGCUCGGGGCAGCGGUCUGGUUUCUUUUUUUCUUUUUUUUUAAAGGAGAAAAGAAGCCAACGAAGGUUUUGAGUCGUCGAUGAACGGUUGCGUUUAGUUUACGGACUGUUUUUUUUUUGAGAUCGGACUCUGAACAUCUGCUUUUAGGGAUCGGGCCCCCCGAAGGACGUCCACCUCUCUGGAGGAAGUUAUUUUCUUUUUAUAGCUAGUUUAAAAAAAAAAAUUUUUUUUUAAAAGUCGUGAGUCUUCGAGGACAAAGACCUUUUUUUUUUUUGCCAAGUAACAAAUCAGUUUAUUAUUAAGAUGUUUCUUUGUCAUCAUCAUCAUCAUCAAAUAGACAACAUAGGAAUAAAAGGAAGCAACAUC